Westerdykella ornata is the source of this 4303-nucleotide messenger RNA. RefSeq lists its product as uncharacterized. The coding region runs from base 1 to 3849 and encodes 1282 amino acids. NCBI's taxonomy places the organism in Eukaryota, Fungi, Ascomycota, Dothideomycetes, Pleosporales, Sporormiaceae. The record is from RefSeq and is a predicted model, not a curated record. The transcript is spliced from 3 exons.
AUGGUCCGUCCCAACCGGGUCCUGUCCUUCAUGUCGGAAUGGGGAGGCUCACGCUCCCCCCAUCGCAAGACGGCUUCCCAAAAUGGCCUGUCCCAGUCACCCGCCGCUCCUGCCUCGCCCAUGGCAAAGCAGUCGCCGCCUCAAGCUUCCACCACUCCCGACCACUCCCUCUCCUCUACCGCUGUCGACAACGCAGAGACGCCGCCUCACAGCCCUUCCUGGCAGCAGCCCAAAUCCGAAUCCCGCCUCUCCUCGCGGCCCAUGUCCAUGAUACAAACAUACCAUCCCCCGGUCAUGGAGGUGUCGCAGGACACUCUGCCAGAGCUGCAGCGCAUCUUCACCUUUCUCAAUAGCCAUUCCAACAAGCUGUACCAGGAGGGCUACUUCUUGAAGUUUCAUGACACAGACGAGCGCGGCCGUCCCGCCCAAGAUCGUGUAUGGCAAGAAUGCUUCGCUCAGCUCGUAGGCACCAUUCUGUCUCUAUGGGAUGCCAGCGAGCUGGACCAGUCCAAUGGCAACGCCGAAGUGUUUCCAACCUUCAUCAACCUCACAGACGCCGCAAUCCACAUGAUGCCGUCCAUGGUUUUGAACGACGGUAAAAAGCUGGACAAUGUGCUCAGUGUCUCCACAGCCGCCAGCAACAAAUACCUUUUCCACUUCAAUUCUUUUAAUUCGCUAACACAGUGGACCGCUGGCAUCCGUCUAGCCAUGUAUGAGCACACCACUCUCCAGGAAGCUUACACCGGCGCAUUGAUUGCAGGCAAGGGGAAGUCGCUGAACAACAUCCGCAUCAUCCUCGACCGCCAGCGCGCAAAGCACGAGGACUGGGCCCGCGUACGUUUUGGAGCCGGUACCCCCUGGCGCCGAUGCUGGUGCGUUGUCAGUCCACCAGAUGCGAAGGAAUAUGCCAAGCUCCAGAAAGCUCAAAAGAAGACGAAGCCCUAUAACCGGUCACCCCUUGUGCUCAAGGGUGAUAUCAAGUUCUACGACACGAAGAAAAUCACAAAGAAGACGCGACCGAUCGCCACCGUUACCGAUGCCUAUUCGUGUUAUGCCAUCUACCCUCAGUCCAAACCGCUCAUCGAUCAAUCUACCCUUGUCAAGAUUGAGGGCAAAAUCACGGUACAUGGAACUACAGACACCACUACCGAGGGCUUCGUUUUCGUCAUGCCCGAGUCACACGCCGCAGUGUCCGGCUUCGAGAUGAUGCUUCGUUUCUUAUUCCCUGUUUUCGACACCUUUGCGCUAUACGGACGGCCGAACAAGUUGAUCGCCGACGUGCUCGAUACCCGCGGUUUAAUGUUUGCUAUGCCCCCCGAUCGACGGUACGGCUAUCUAGAGAUGUGGGACGUUGUGGGCCUUAUUCAUACCGAAGGGAGCCAGAACUGGUCCGAGAGGCAGUGGCGGAAGCAGCUCAAGGAGCUCACCGCCAAGCGGAUGCUGUCUGCUCCGUCCAGAACGUCUAGCCGUACCACUACUUACAGCAGGCGCAAUAAUCUCAGUCGGACUAGCUUACCCCCUAGCCGAGCCGGCACGUUGCGAUUCGAGGAGCGGGGCUCCAUCAAUUCACAGCCACCAACACGCCAGCCCUCCCCUUCGCGGAAUGAGUCUGAGCGUGGUCCUCCACAGCGUAUGGAAACCGCACCUCCGUCAACGACACCCAAGCAUCAGCGAUCGGUCUCGGAAGCUAUUGGAUAUAGGAAAUAUCAAGCUGACACGCCAUCUCGCCUUUCGUACGAACUCAACGCAGACAGCCCUCCGCCCCCACCAGAACAUCGCGAACUCCACUACCAGCUCGAGAACCAGGGUCAUUAUGGGCCCUCAUACGGAUCGGCCCCCGCCCCGGCACUGCCCGUUGGUCCAGUAGCCUCGCCCCCAUCAUUUACUCAUGCACCGGGCCAGCGACCCUCUGUACCGCCGUACCAACCUCCUUCCACAAUGAGACCGCAUGCUCAGAUCGACUCUACAACCCUUGAUCAGUUAGCGGACGCUACUAACACUCCCAUUCCAGCUGGAAUUGCUGCUGCUGGUGCUGCGGCCGCUUGGCGAAGCCGCGACACCGCGAGACGAAGCGGCGAAUUCGAGAGCAACGGAAGCCAGGUGUAUCCCACUCCCAACGGCCGUGGCUAUUCCGCUGACCAAUAUGCCAAUGCUUCUCGUUCUGGACACUCCGGCAACCGGCUUCCUACAAUCCCCGCUUCCCCCUACAUCGAACAACCGGAAUUCACGGAAUCACCCACCACUUUCCAUCCCACUGCCCCUCCGGUUCCUGAACACGCAGAACUAUCCAUGUCCCAUCCCCCUCUCACCCAUCGCUCUCAUCCUGGAAGCACGGACGGGGCAGAUGUCAUACAUCGCAAGCCAGUACCAGGUCGGUCAUCAGCGUUGUCCCCAAACGGGGACGGUGAUAAUUAUUCGACAAAAAGCUCAAGUAUUGGUAGUUUACGAAACGCGGUGAUCCACCCCGACGACCUCGACAGACUGGAGACGCUCCCCGAUACUCCCCAGCCACUGAGUCGCUCCGACGAGGACAAUAUAUCCACCUCAACUCCCGAUUACGCCAGCACCCACAGCGAAGAAAUCCAAUCGCGAACACUGCCAGAGAGACGUGAUGAGAGGCCCCGCAGCGUAUUCCUCAAGAAGGUCGGCGAUCCCAGUCUCAAUCCCAAGCCGGAGGUGGUAGUGGGGGAUGCUCACUACAGCCCUGAGACACGCCAACAAGAUACAACUGAGAUUCCUACUAUCGAUUUUGGCCCCACAUAUUCUCUCGACCCAGCCGGAAAGCGACCCGGAACCAGCGGAACCCUUACACAGGGUAUGUUUUCCAAGUCAAAGGAAAACCUUGCCCCUUCGCCUCGUGAAACAGCAACACCACCUGGGCGAACAACACCCAACGCGGCUAUGCAUCUGCGACAGCUAUCGGGCUCUUCGCAAACGAAUGAGGAACGCACCAUCGCCUGGCAGCCAGGUCUGGCAUUCCAGCCCGCUCCGCCGAAGCCGAAGAUGGACCCAGAGGAGUGGGUAGCGCAACGAGCAGCCGCAGCGGCUGCUCGACCAGGGACGUCUCCACUCUAUGCUCAUGGAAGGAGCAAGUCGCACACGCCGCCGCCUAUGAAUCGGGCCCGGUCAGGCGACUGGGCGCAUCUACAGCGAACCCCAGAGGAUAUGCCUGCACGUCCACCAAGUCGCCCCUUGAGUCGGCCGCAGUCUCGGGGGGCGUUGAAUCUGCUCGAUCAACGUCCUGUAUCUCUCUCUGCUCACGAGCAAGAGCAGGUGGCCCGCUUGACCGGAACCCCUCUCAUCGAUAUGACGCACGCCCGCACCAAGUCACAACCCGCAACCGAAGGCUUGACUGCAUACAUUGACCAACGAGAGAGGCAGAAAGCGCAUGCCAAAGCCAACCACAGCACGGCAGCGAUGCAAGCUGAGAUUGACAGGCGCAUGAUGGCAGCACAACAGCGGCAGAUGCUGGAAAUGCAGCAGAUGGGACAGCAGGUCGCUAUGGCGCAGGGUGGGUACGGUGCCCCGACAAUGGGAUUUUCUCCGCAAGCAUACAGCCCAGGACUGACGUACUCCCCGGGUAUGACGCCACCGGCCAUGUUCCCCCAGCAAGGGUACUACCAGGCUCCUGUGUCGCCGGCGAUGCCACCUGCGUGGGGUACUCCGAGUCCACAGCCAAUGCAAGCCUCGUACUUCCCGGCGCAACAGCAACAACCUGUGCAGCAAAGAUAUCCCUCGCCACAGCCGCAGCAGCAGCCUUUUAUACAGCCGUAUGGAGCGAGCUUUGAUCAGGCGCAGGCGGCGGCAAGGUAUGCGCACCAGCAGGGUCAGCAGUUCCGCGGUGCUUGAGGAGCUGCCGAAGAGGGAGGAUUUGGGGUAACGUUCUUUGGGUGUUGGAGAAAUCUUUCGCUGUAUAUAUAUGAUGAGAUCUAGAAAAUCUAAUUCAAUAGAGGUUUAUGUGGUCACAAGGACGGGGAAAGUUGAGGUGGUGAUGAAGGUGGUGAUGUCUAUAGUAAUUGACGGUCUCUGGUUGUAUCAUGCAUGGAUGUAUCUUGCAUAAGGCCGAGGAGUGUCAGGGCUGGUAGACACGACGUUGUAAACGCAUCUGAGAGCAUUUUCGACACCAUCUUCCUCGGCAUAGACGAGCAAGGUGUUCGUUCAUAUAUAGCUAAUAGUGGAGUGCUCUACCAUCUGAUCAUCCUCACCACCAUCACCAUCACCACAUAAACAUCGCCUCCAGGCCUCUUCUUCUUCUCCCCCAUCACCCCCACUUGUCCUGUUUUCAUUCACCUCUAUGUGGUCC